This is a messenger RNA of Alnus glutinosa, 1148 nucleotides long. Its product is annotated as zinc finger A20 and AN1 domain-containing stress-associated protein 9-like. The transcript is spliced from 2 exons. Bases 446 to 934 code for a protein of 162 amino acids. Gene Ontology annotation, molecular function: DNA binding; zinc ion binding. The record is from RefSeq and is a predicted model, not a curated record. Lineage: Eukaryota; Viridiplantae; Streptophyta; Magnoliopsida; Fagales; Betulaceae.
UCUUCUAGCUUUCCAACAUCCCCAUCUUUCUUCCUACUUCGAAAGAAUUUGCGUCUCAGAGAUCGAACCUGAAGACUCUCUCAUCACCUCGUUACCCUCUGUCUCUCCGUUCUGAUCAAACGGUCUCUACCAAGCAAAUCGGAGCCGUUGAUUUCAGGUCUUUUGUGUUCCGGUUCUCAGUCAUGAACGAUCUCCAACUGAGUCGACCACCGAAACGAACAUUGGGUAAUUUCUGAUCUGAAUUUCUGUGAAAUUACAUGAAUUUCGGUCAAAUAAGGGUUUUGGGCGAGCUUUUGAGCAUUGAAAUCGGUGGUGAUUGAAUUCUUGGGUUAAGUAAUUAGGGGUUUAGCGCUAUUUGAAUUUGAAGUUUAUUUAUCAAGUUGGGAUUUGAAUUUUUGGAAUAACUUCGAGGGUUUUGUGUGGUUGGGAACUUUGUGGACUAAUAAUGGAGCAAGAAUCACAAAAAAAGAAGGUUGAUGAGAUGGGCCGCGAGCCCUCGAAUGCGCCGAUUCUUUGCGUGAAUAGUUGCGGAUUCUUUGGGUGCGCAAGCACUAAUAAUCUUUGCUCCAAAUGCUACAAAGACUCUGUAUUAACACAAGCAAAUGAAAAUAUAGUUGUAGAAGUGAAGAAAGUGAGUGAUGAACAAAAUGUGGAGGAUAAGGCUGAGGUUGAAGGAGUUGAGGAAGUGAAUGAGAAUCGAGUUGAGGAAGGGGCUCCUUCAGGGAAUCCUGAGAAACGACCCGCUAAUCGUUGCAGCUUCUGCAGGAAGCGGGUUGGGCUGACGGGGUUCAAGUGUAGGUGCGAGCUGACGUUUUGCUCACUGCAUCGCUACUCCGACAAGCACAACUGCAUGUUCGAUUACAAGAGCGCAGCACAGGAUGAGAUUGCGAAGGCAAACCCGGUCGUGAAGGCCGACAAGGUUGAGAAGAUAUGAUGGUUAUGAUGAGUAGCUGGAAAAUUAGUGGCAAGGUGGCUGUCAUUUGCUAUUGGAAGUGUAGUUGAAGGUACUUUGAUGCCUUAGGAAAUAAGUUUUAUUAUAUUGAAUGUUUUCCAUGCUUGAUAUGUACAGUUUGGUUGAUUGUGGUCUCUCGAAUAAUAAUGUGGUGUAAACCAUUUCAAAUUAUUUAUGAAUUAGUGAUUUGCAAUAA